Gadus chalcogrammus (walleye pollock) is the source of this 1398-nucleotide messenger RNA. RefSeq names its product abhydrolase domain containing 14B (gene abhd14b). The record is from RefSeq and is a predicted model, not a curated record. Gene Ontology annotation, cellular component: cytoplasm. The transcript is spliced from 4 exons. The coding region runs from base 147 to 782 and encodes 211 amino acids. NCBI's taxonomy places the organism in Eukaryota, Metazoa, Chordata, Actinopteri, Gadiformes, Gadidae.
CGCAAUGUCAGGAGAGUGUUCACAUUUUAUUUGGACGGCCAAAGUUAGGUCCCUAUCCUACUAACACGUUUUCAUUCCUGGCAGAAAUAAGCACCGUUAUAAUCCACGGGCAUUUCGAGGGCAGUUCCAGGGAGCGCCGCCAGAGGAUGUCUGCUGUUAAAAUGACCGAGGGAAGUGUGCAUGUGGAGUACUGCACGAGCCCCUUGUUUUAUAGACAGAGCGAGCCCGCCAGCGGGGAGGCCAGGCUGUGCGUCCUUCUCCUGCAUGGCAUUCGCUUCACGUCAGAGAACUGGCUCAACAUCGGUACUCUGGAGACGCUCGCCAAAGCAGGCUGCCGAGCUGUAGCUAUCGACCUACCGGGCUUCGGUCAGUCCAAGUCAGCCACGGGCCCUGCAGCCGUGGGGGAGUUGGCCCCUGGCGGGUUCCUGAAGCAGGUGUGUGAGAAGCUGGGGCUGCACUCGGUGGUGGUGAUAAGCCCCUCCCUCAGCGGAAUGUACUCCCUGCCCUUCGUCAUGGGACACCAGCCCGCCAUCCGAGCCUACAUCCCCGUGGCUCCCAUAUGCACCGACAAGUUCAGCGCAGAGCAGUACCGCGCUGUACAGAUUCCAACUUUGAUCGUUUACGGCGACAAAGACGAACAGCUUGGAGAACUGUCUCUCGGCAACCUCAGCAAACUGGCCAAUCACAAAGUGGUGGUGAUGAAAGGGGCGGGGCAUCCGUGCUAUCUGGAUGACCCAGACACUUGGCACAAGGCAGUGGUAGAGUUCCUCCAUACCCUGUGAAGGUGGGUCCAGUGUUGACUUCACACCAUGCCAUCACUUAAACACCAGAAUAGGUCUUGAUUACUAGAAGUGCACUUUACUCAUUGUUUUCACAGCAAAAUCGUGUAUGUAAUAUCGAAAUCUGUGCAGUGCUCAAUGUUUGCUUUAAGUGAAGGAUUUUAACAAACGUUAACUGUAGUCAAGGCCAUAAUCGAGAGGCCAUAAAAUCCAUGCUAUGGUCUUCUGUCGUCUUGAACUCCUGGUUAAACAUUUGUGCAAGUUCUUUAUUUCCUUCGACUUGAGUAAAUUGUGAUUUCCUGAAGGCAGUAUUUCAAUUCAAUAGAUUGCUUGGGUUGGACGAUUCUCUUAUUUAAUGAUAAUUGUUAAGGAUUCUCUAAUGAUGCAUCCCAGUGAUUUAGAUACAAAUAAACGGUCAAAAUUGCAAAGAAUUUCACAAAUGACAACCAGAUUGUACCACACUUACUUUGUGGACCAUACUUGUACUUUUACACAAUAGAAAAGACCACACAGCCAAAUGAAGUGAAAAAUAUGAACAUUAUUUAAUAACUGAUUCUCUGUAAUAAACAAUUUGAAAAUAUUUUACAAGGAGUCACAGACACAAUAUUUUUACAAAUUU